UUUAAAGCAUAUUCAUACACAUAUACAUUUUCUAGAAAGUCAGCCUCCCAAUAUUUGCAGAUAUGCCUCCUUAUAUAAGCCAAAUAGUCCCGCAUCUUCUUUUCCAUCAAAUCUUCAGACAACUCUUAGGAACAGAAAGAAGUAUUUGUGGCUUAAACACAAAAAAAAUACUUAAAAUGGCAUUCUCGAAGAGACUCGUUUUCGCGAUGAUCUUCGCGGUUUUUGCGAUAGCUAAGCCAUCAGAAGCUGCUCUUGAUGCUCAUUACUAUGAUCGAUCGUGCCCCGUUGCGGAAAAAAUCAUACUUGAAACUGUUAAGAACGCUACUUUGUAUGAUCCAAAAGUACCUGCACGUCUCCUCAGAAUGUUCUUCCAUGACUGCUUCAUUAGGGGAUGUGAUGCGUCGAUUCUACUAGAUUCGACCAAGUCAACCCAAGCUGAGAAGGAUGGUCCUCCAAACAUCUCAGUUCGGUCAUUUUACGUCAUCGAAGAUGCUAAGAGAAAGCUCGAAAAGGUUUGUCCUCGUACUGUCUCUUGUGCCGAUGUAAUAGCCAUCGCAGCCAGAGAUGUUGUCACCCUGUCCGGUGGUCCUUAUUGGAACGUACUAAAAGGGCGAAAAGACGGGAAGAUUUCACGAGCCAACGAGACUAUCAAUCUCCCAGCGCCCACGUUCAAUGUUUCUCAACUGAUCCAAAGCUUUGCAGCAAGGGGGUUGUCGGUGAAAGACAUGGUUACACUCUCAGGCGGUCACACAAUAGGAUUCUCUCAUUGUUCUUCCUUCGAGGCCCGUCUUCAAAACUUCAGCAAGUUCCAUGACGUUGAUCCUUCGAUGAACUAUGCAUUUGCGCAAAGCCUGAAAAAGAAAUGCCCUAGAUCUAACAACCGAGGCAAGAACGCAGGGACUGUCUUGGACUCUACAUCCUCGGUUUUCGAUAAUGAUUACUACAAGCAGAUUUUGUCGGGGAAAGGAGUGUUUGGGUCUGAUCAGGCGCUUCUAGGCGAUUACCGUACCAAGUGGAUCGUUGAGACGUUUGCUCGAGACCAAAAGGCCUUCUUCAGGGAGUUUGCAACUUCCAUGGUGAAACUUGGAAACUUUGGAGUCAAGGAGACAGGACAAGUGAGAGUUAACUCUCGCUUGGUCAAUUAAAGCAAAACCCUACAGAUCAAGAACAGGUUGCUAAUGAGAGAUUUCUUAUCUUUAAAUUUGUUUUCAUUUAUAUUUGAUAUAAUAAUAAUGUAAACUUGGCAAAUGUACGACCGAUUUUAAACCAUAUUUUAUAGUUCCCUAUGAA
Messenger RNA from Brassica napus (rape), 1290 nucleotides. RefSeq names its product peroxidase 66. The coding region runs from base 63 to 1145 and encodes 360 amino acids. Gene Ontology annotation, biological process: response to oxidative stress; hydrogen peroxide catabolic process. Gene Ontology annotation, molecular function: peroxidase activity; heme binding. The record is from RefSeq and is a predicted model, not a curated record. The transcript has 3 exons. Lineage: Eukaryota; Viridiplantae; Streptophyta; Magnoliopsida; Brassicales; Brassicaceae. Gene Ontology annotation, cellular component: plant-type cell wall; plasmodesma.